GCGGAGCGCGGCGCGAUGAGCGCGGUCAGCGGCAGCGGCGCCGCCGGCGCGGCGGGCACCGCCACCUCCGCGCUGUGCCUGCUGCUCUCGCUCACCGCCGUGGCCGUGUGCCUGCUGCUGGGCGCCAAGACGGCGGAGCUGCAGGGCCGGCUGGCCGCGCUGGAGGAGCGGGGCGCCGCCGGCCACGGGCCGCUGCUGGACGCGCUGCAGCCCCGCGUGGAGCAGCUGUUCCACGAGAAACUCGGCGAAGGACUGGCGAAGCUGCGGAUGGCACGAGAGGCCCCCCCAGACUGCGUGUGCCCCCCAGGGCCCCCAGGGAGGCGAGGGAAGCCCGGCCGGCGCGGAGAACCCGGACCUGCAGUAAGUAUCAUGGAUUUUACUGUUGGAUCAACAAAAGGGCCUCUUGGCUUGGAUGGCAAACCAGGACCUCCAGGACCAAAAGGGGAAAAGGGGGAAGCAGGAGACAUUGGCCCAAGGAUGGUUUUUCCCCACUUCAGUCAUGGAUUUCUGGCUAAUGAUCAGCUUGUCUUUAGCCGGCGAGUGCUCAAGGGUGAUCAAGGUCGAGAUGGAGCCACGGGCCCCCCUGGUCCACCAGGACCCCCAGGUGCUCGGGGGCCUCCUGGUGACACGGGAAAGGAUGGCCCAAGAGGACCCCCAGGCUCCCCUGGUUUCAAAGGCGAGCCAGGAGAGGAUGGAGUCAUGGGUGCCAGAGGACCUCCAGGACCAAAGGGUGAGCCUGGUGUCCAGGGAAAAAAGGGUGAUGAUGGGAUCCCUGGGGAACCAGGACUCGUGGGCCCUAAGGGAGAAAAAGGAAGUGUGGGUCUCAAGGGAGAGAAUGGCACAGAUGGCUUCCCAGGACUGAAGGGUGAACCUGGUGAGAAGGGAGGAAUUGGCUCCACUGGACCCCGGGGUCCCCCUGGGCUGAAAGGGGAGCAGGGAGACACCGUCGUGAUCGACUACGACGGCCGAAUCCUGGACGCGCUCAAGGGUCCACCAGGUCCCCCAGGGCCACCAGGUCCCCAAGGCACUCCAGGUCCCAAGGGAGAGCUGGGCUUGCCAGGUCCACCUGGGAUGGAUGGUGAAAAGGGUCCCAAAGGAGCAAAGGGUGACCAGGGCAGCAUGGGGACCAUGGGGCAGAAAGGAGAGACGGGAGAAAUGGGCUCAGCAGGUCCCCCGGGAGCAGAAGGGCCAAAAGGAGACAGAGGAGAAAAAGGAGACACUGGGUCACCAUGUCUGCAGAAUAAUCAUAUCAUACCUGAGCCUGGACCUCCUGGAUUACCUGGCCCUAUGGGUCCUCCAGGAAUCCAGGGGCCUAAAGGUUUGGAUGGUGCCAAGGGAGAGAAAGGUGACAGUGGUGAGAAGGGGGACCAGGGUGACACCGGACCUGCUGGUCUCCCGGGUGCUCCAGGGCUCAUUGGUUUACCUGGUACCAAAGGAGAAAAGGGAAAGCCAGGGGAGCCAGGAUUGGAUGGUUUCCCUGGUCUCAGAGGAGAGAAAGGAGAGAGAAGUGAAAGAGGCGAGAAGGGUGAACGAGGAAUACCAGGGAGAAAAGGGGCCAAAGGACAGAAGGGGGAACCAGGCCCCCCUGGACUGGAUCAGCCUUGUCCCGUGGGACCAGACGGACUGCCAGUAGCAGGAUGUUGGCAUAAGGUACAGUAACAUUAAUAACUGGAUAUCCUUGAACAGGUCCUGAGUGAUUUUGCUCCCUGCAUGGUGACUGUUUGCACUGCUGCACGUGCUUCAAGCAGCAGCCCACAGGCCUGGCAGACAUGACGUUAUGCCUUGGGA
This is a messenger RNA of Haemorhous mexicanus (house finch), 1788 nucleotides long. RefSeq names its product collagen type XXIII alpha 1 chain (gene COL23A1). The record is from RefSeq and is a predicted model, not a curated record. Lineage: Eukaryota; Metazoa; Chordata; Aves; Passeriformes; Fringillidae. The transcript is spliced from 29 exons. The coding region runs from base 16 to 1659 and encodes 547 amino acids.